Molecule: messenger RNA, 858 nt
Organism: Camellia sinensis
Lineage: Eukaryota; Viridiplantae; Streptophyta; Magnoliopsida; Ericales; Theaceae
Molecular function (GO): RNA-DNA hybrid ribonuclease activity; nucleic acid binding
Source: RefSeq, a predicted model, not a curated record
AUGAUUGCCCCACAGCCUGAAAAGCCUCUGCUACUGUACCUGACCUCUACUCCACAGUCUAUUGAAGCCCUACUUGUCCAAGACAUAGAUAGCGUUGAGAAGCCAGUCUAUUACAUCAGCUGCAAAGUCAAUGGUGUCGAGUCGCGAUAUACCCCAAUUGAGAGGCCCGCUCUGAUUGGAAGAAUGGCGAGAUGGCUCUUGGCUCUAACAGAAUAUGAUAUCACGUGUGUUACUCCCAAGGCUAUUAAGAGCCAAGCACUUGCAGACUUACUGGCCCAGUUCCCAUCUGGUGAACAUGAACCUGCAAAGGUACCUUUACCAGAUGAGGUCCAUCUCUCAGCAACUGCAAUUGAGAGUUAUUGGGACUUAAAGUUUGAUGGAGCUUCCGGAGCUGGGAAAGGUGAAGUCGGCGCAACAUUAACCAAUCAAGAAGGAGAGAAGUUUCAUCUAUCAUAUAAGCUUAACUUUGAGUGUUCAAACAACGAGGCUGAAUACGAGGCGCUGAUAUUGUGUUUAAUAGCUGCCCAAAAGAAGGGCCUCCGCAAGUUGAAAAUUUGGGAUGACUCCAAGUUAGUUGUCAAGCAAACGAUGGGUGAUUUUGCCUUGAAGGAGCCUUUGUUAACCCCAUAUAGCACUGUAGUUCAAAGGUUGCUCACUCAGUUUGAUGAUGUCCAAAUCCAGCAUACCCCUCGAACACAUAACCGUUUCCCCGAUGCCUUGGCUACACUGGGGGCAAAGAUGGAGAUACCAGAUGAUAGUAUAGCCAUCAUCAUCGAGAAAAGAACAACACCAGCAGUACUAGUCGAAGAACAUACAGAGCAAGAUGCUGAGGGGUGGAAAACAGAUAUAAUCCAGUAG